AUGGCGCAUUUAAUUCGCGCAGUGGCGUUCAAACCAAGAGAUAUAUUAGCCAGAUCUUAUAAUAAAAUAGUUAUAACCGACGACGGGUCGACGAUAGUUGCACUUCAUAAAGACCAAGAAUUUCCUUACGAGUUCUCAAGACCUCUACCAGAAGAAGCAGUUGCAGACAAGUCGAUUUUAAGAAUGAAUGAUACGCAAGAAGUCUACAGAGUAUUUAGGGACUUAAAGCCCGAGAUAGCAAGGAAGCAGUUAUCUUCUUUGACCCUAACUACCCAACAUAGGUGGUUCCCCAGAGCUAGAGACAAGAAAGCCAAGAAAACAGAAAUGAACCGCCCCUAUUUGUAA
Molecule: messenger RNA, 345 nt
Organism: Spodoptera exigua (beet armyworm)
Lineage: Eukaryota; Metazoa; Arthropoda; Insecta; Lepidoptera; Noctuidae
Source: the annotation of a GenBank genome assembly